This is a messenger RNA of Alosa sapidissima (American shad), 2220 nucleotides long. RefSeq names its product centromere protein U (gene cenpu). The coding region runs from base 351 to 1856 and encodes 501 amino acids. NCBI's taxonomy places the organism in Eukaryota, Metazoa, Chordata, Actinopteri, Clupeiformes, Clupeidae. The record is from RefSeq and is a predicted model, not a curated record. The transcript is spliced from 16 exons. Gene Ontology annotation, cellular component: nucleus.
AUUUUAUUUCUGGGACACAUCUCAUGAUCACUACAUAAUUCGCAUCCCUACAAGGACAAACUUUGAGACGUACCAGACGGCAUUUAGUAUGCUAUGUGCCAUAUAAUGAUAGUACAAAUAAAACAAUAUUGAAUCACCAGUCUCUUAAGUGUGUCAGUGCGAUACCUUCUUGACACGCUAUCCCUGUGUCGUCGGUUCGUUGAUUCCAGGCUCGUCUGCAUUUUUCCGCGGGAGUUUUAUGUUGACGACGUCCAAGUAAGCUAAGCUCUCAAGGACAUCUCCGAGGAUGAGUCGAAUGACCAAAACAUUGCGAAGUGUCAAAGAGGACUGGAAGGUAAAUUUAGCACCAAAUGGAUAUGGAAGAAGCAUCUCCUGACUUAUCUGCCAUUGAGAAGGACAGCAUUUUCCAGGAUGACCAGUUCAAUAACGACGGUAGCAACCCACUUCACAGUACUGCGAUGGAGGAUGACUUCAGUCCAGUGCUGACCCAUCAGAAGGCGACGCCAGCUAGAAGAGUGGGGAGGCAGUCCGUGGCGGAAAGAACAGAGACACCACGCCGGGUCUUGGGAACGCACAGAAGGUCGAGCGCUGCCAAACAGGAGAAGGCCAAGGAGAAAGGCUCACAGAGUACAAACUCUGCCUUCAAAACUCCGUCCGUGCCCCCCUUGUUGGAAAGGGUGCCCUCCAAACCCAAAGCCAUGCCACUGCGGAAGAUCUCUGAGGAGACAGAAGAGACGUCAGCAUCCGCUUCACAGGGUACAACAGAGGCGUCAGCAUCUGCUUCACAGGGUCCAUCUACUACAGGAGGAGACUCAUCAGAGGAGUCAGACAGCGAGGGGCCGUCUGAUGAAGGUGACGGUCAUUCUUCACCUGUCAGAGGAAAGAAUCAGCGUGCCCGGCGCUCGCAGGGGGAGGUGGGGGGCUCUGGCACAAAGUCCGGAGGGCAGAGGAUGUCACAAGGGUCGUCUGUAGCGGAAACACAGAAAAAGAACAGGAAGUCCAGCGGCAGAGUACCACUGCAGAAGAUCCCUGAGGAGAAUGAGCUGCAACAAGGGACAUCCGCAUCAGCUGAAGACCCAGACACAGACAGUGACAUCCUCUCGGAUGAGAACAGUGUGUACGUCCCGCCCAGAAAGAAGAAGAGCCGACUCAUCCAGUGCUCUCAGGAACAGGAGGAGGGAGAGUCCAGCGUGCCACCAAAGAAGAAUGCAAGAGGGCAGAAGAAGUCCCGCUCAUCCUCCGGCAGCAGAACAAAGCAAAGCAGGAAGUCUUCAUCUGGCUCCUCAGACGCUGCCGCUGGAGUGAAGCGGAGGAGACCGAAGGUGCGAUACCCCAUUGACCUUGAGGUGGUGCUGGAGGCCUUUCAGGAUUUUGUUGAGGAGUACAAGGAAACGGUGGAUUCUAAUGCGGUUCAGAAGGCAAUAGAUCAUAUGGCAGAGUCUUUUGUGGAUCAGUUGACCGAGGUGAUCACUGCAACCAAAGAACUAACUACUGUCAAAAAGAAAAAUGUGAAGCUGAACACCGCCAUUAACAGUAAGCGGGCAAAGUUGGUCGACGCCAAAAACGAGCUCAUACAGAAUGAGGCCAAGCUGAGGGCAUUGGAGAAGGAGCACCAGCAGCUGGAGCAGAGGCUAACAGACCUCACCAAGGGCAUGUCCCUCCUCAACGGCCUGACCGACCUUCACACCAAGUACCUGGACUACUGCCAGGCCCAUCCUAAAAAGACAGAAUCGUACGGGCCUACCAGUUUGCCUGCUCUGCUCAUGGAGACCAGAUGCAUGCUGGGAGCUGAGCACCAACUAAAGACCGUCAACGCUAAGCUUCAGCAAGUGUUAGAUAAUGUGGACCAAAAGUGAGGUAUUGGAGCAAUCCAGGGUCAAUCGCCUCUACUACACAAAUGUACCACAGGCUUCAGAGCUUCCCAUGCUAGAAGUGUUGCAUAGUAUCAGGAGUUGAUAUGUGAUAUUGCAUAGUAUCAGGAGUUGAUAUGAUGUGAUAUUGCAUAGUAUCAGGUGUUGAUAUAAUGUGAUAUUGCAUAGUAUCGACGAUGGUCAUGUGUUGAUCUGGUGUGUUGUUUAUCAGAUUAACAGAUUAUUUAUGUUUAUCUGUUUGUGAAAAUUCUCUCUUUUGUAUAUAGGUCUGUACUCCUUGGUAACUCUGUGUUCAGUAUGUACCCUCUAAAAAGAAGUCCAAUAAUAAACAUAGUUGUGUCUAUAUAUG